This is a messenger RNA of Sinocyclocheilus anshuiensis, 1050 nucleotides long. RefSeq names its product eukaryotic translation initiation factor 3, subunit H, b (gene eif3hb). Gene Ontology annotation, cellular component: cytoplasm; eukaryotic translation initiation factor 3 complex. Gene Ontology annotation, molecular function: translation initiation factor activity; protein binding; metallopeptidase activity. The transcript has 7 exons. Lineage: Eukaryota; Metazoa; Chordata; Actinopteri; Cypriniformes; Cyprinidae. The record is from RefSeq and is a predicted model, not a curated record.
GAUGAAGAUCAUCAAGCAUUACCAGGAGGAAGGUCAAGGCAGUGAGCUGGUGCAGGGGGUGCUGCUGGGGCUGGUGGUGGAGGACAGGCUGGAGAUCACCAACUGCUUCCCUUUCCCUCAACACACAGAGGACGAUGCUGACUUUGAUGAAGUCCAGUAUCAGAUGGAGAUGAUGAGAAGUUUGCGCCAUGUAAACAUUGAUCAUCUUCACGUGGGUUGGUACCAGUCAACUUUCUACGGUUCUUUUGUCACCCGUGCCCUUCUGGACUCUCAGUUCAGCUACCAGCACGCCUUCGAAGAGUCAGUUGUGCUUAUAUAUGAUCCCAUCAAGACAGCCCAGGGUUCUUUGUACUUGAAAGCCUACAGAUUGACCCCAAAACUCAUGGAGAUCUGUAAAGAGAAGGACUUCUCGGCAGAUGGGCUGAAGAAGGCUAGCGUGGGUAAUGAGAACAUGUUCGAGGAGGUGCCCAUUGUCAUCAAGAACUCUCAUCUCAUCAACGUUCUGCUGUGGGAGCUGGAGGACAAAUCCACUGCUGCAGACAAACACGAGCUCUUGAACCUUUCCAGCAGUACUCAUCUGGAGAAGAGCCUGCAGAUGCUGAUGGACCGUGUGGACGACAUGAGUCAGGACAUUGUCAAGUACAACAACUACUGCUGCAGUCUCAGCAAGCAACAGCAGCAGAAACAUCAGUACAUUCAGAGACGGCAACAGUAAAAUGCGCAGAGACAGAGUCGAGGAGAGCCUCCGCUUCCUGAGGAAGACCUGAGCAAGAUGUUCAAACCUCCUCAGCCGCCUCCACGAAUGGACACCCUGCUCAUUGCUAGUCAAAUCAACACAUACUGCCAAACCAUCAAGGAGUUCACAUCUCAAAACCUGGGCAAGCUUUUCAUGGCUGAAGCUCUUCAAGGAACAAGCAGUUAGACUUGAGCCACCCACAUUGUCCUAUGAUUGGUCAAGAGUCACCAGUUCUGUUUUAAUGACUUUUUCUGUGGCUCAUUUUAAUACAGUGUUCCAAUGGUUUUCGAUUUUUGAUUUAACAUUACUAGACC